Molecule: messenger RNA, 2067 nt
Organism: Trematomus bernacchii (emerald rockcod)
Lineage: Eukaryota; Metazoa; Chordata; Actinopteri; Perciformes; Nototheniidae
Gene: tank
Product: TRAF family member-associated NFKB activator
Exons: 8
Coding region: 535-1557 (340 amino acids)
Biological process (GO): canonical NF-kappaB signal transduction
Source: RefSeq, a predicted model, not a curated record
UUCCCCGAGGGAAGUUCCCAACUCAAACUAGGCUAUGUAAAACAUACAUUGCCAUAUCCUCUCCGGCGCUUCGUAACUUUGCAUCUGAAGAUUAGGCGACGACUCUGCGGUGGUGUCAACACAAUAAAUUCGACUUUAGCAGCUACAUGAAUGAAGGUAAGAGGACGCUCACUGUGGAGUCGCUGCUCCUUCGCUUUAUCCGCCACCGGUUGAAUGAGCUACAGCUAACCGGUCACUUACUGUUUAAAAUACGGAACUGUGUGGACUAGGGUUUGCAUGACACUUAAAAGUGCUUCCCUCCUGUGCCUCGGUAGGCUCCAACGUUAGUGUUAAUGUAGGGUACUUCCUCUAGAAGCCGUUGGUCUGACAGCUACUCUGUCCUUUUAUAAUGAGGAUUGCUUAAUAAUUGAAGAGCAGAUCUGGGUGACGGUGACAUCGGACUCUUCUUUUUUUUUCAUCAUCUCAAAACGUCCCUGAAAACUAUUACCACAGGCUCAUGUCUGCUGUGUCAGGGAUGAUUGUGGAGCACACGGCAUGGAAAGGAACAUUGGAGACCAGCUCAAUAAAGCUUAUGAUGCUUAUCGCCAGGUCUCCAUUGAAAAGGACAAUGCUAAAAGGGAACUGCAACAAAUGAGUGAGUAUUAUGAGAGUUACACUCAAAAACUUCAAAAGCAGAUAGAGGACCAGCAGCAGUUGAUUUCCAAACUUGAAGCUAAGUUAUCUUCAACAAGGCAACCACCAGAGAUGAAAUGUGAGCCUAUCUACCAUCUCCUCGAUGGGGCCAGCGCUUAUAACAAAAUGCAGUACCCGGACAACAUGGGCACUGUUGCUCCUAUUAUGCCAGUCAACAGCAGCGUUGACUAUCAGGACAUGUUGGAAGCAUUUGAAGCAAUUCAAGGGAAAUUCCGGCAGAUUCGCUCUCUUACCAGAAGACAAAAAGAUCACCUAAAAAGAUUCCAUGCAGGAAAUGAUGCAUCAAACGGUAAUGAUCAGCGGUUUUCCAUGCCCAUCCAGUGCACAGACCGUACAGCAGAGGCACAGAGACCCUUCUCCGCAGUACUCAGGUCAGCGGUGGAUAUUCCACUCCCGCCUACGUCUCUGGCGUCCCGCGGCACCAGCCCCGAGGACAGGGACUUAGUAGACUCUCUCACCAAACUCAGUGUCAAAUUCCCGCCCUCUGCGGACAGUGAAUAUGACUUCCUGAACAGUGCACCAGAGAGACACAUCGGUCCGACCAUGCCCACCAAGCGGCCUCUCAGUACUGUUCCCUCCACGUUGUCAGAAGAGGAGCCCGUGGAACUGCCCAUGCCUUUUGUCUACCCCCCAUCCCCCUCCCACUCAACAUCAUCUUCGCUCUCCCAGGAGAGCGUGCGGGGACCCCAGCAGCCCCUCUGGAGCCCUGAGCUGUGUGAUGCAGCUGAUGUGGGGACAGAGCUGGAGACGCCUCCGAGCAGCAGUCCUGAUAAAUGUGCUUUCUGCCACGCUGUGGUGCCUCAGGAGCGAAUGAACAGCCACCUCUACUCACAUUUCUCUCCUAAAAACGAAGCCGACAAUUGACAGUGGAAGCAGAGACUGGCAAAGCCCCGGCUACUCUGAGACUUGUUGUUCUCAUGGUGUAGUCCUACCCGCCAUGAACAACAUGCGCUGUACUGGAUUUGAAAUGACACUGCAAUAGGACUUGACUCCAUUUAUUUAAUAUAGAAGAAUUGAAUGGUACACUUUCUUGCCCAUUAUAUUUUUCUAAUAUCACGCUGAGAUUUUACUCUAGUACUAAGUGACAAUGAUGCAUAAUAUGGUAUAUAUGAGCAAAUAAAGCCGACAUUUACUCUUUACAUUUUAUAUCAUUUGAUUGGUUUUCAAGAUGUAAAUAUAAAUGGGGUGCUCAUAAGUGUAUCCAUACAUUAAGCGUUAAAAUGGACAAGAUUUGCAUUCUUUCUGCAAGAUGUUUAUAAAUUAUUAUGCCAAAACCUAAUUUGCAUUAUUAAUAUGUAGUUACUUUUUAAAGAAAUGAUUUGCUUUGUAAAUUUGCAAUAUUUUUUGUUGAAUUAAGACACCUUUACCUCUUUU